This is a messenger RNA of Populus nigra (black poplar), 1254 nucleotides long. Its product is annotated as glucuronoxylan 4-O-methyltransferase 1-like. The transcript has a single exon. NCBI's taxonomy places the organism in Eukaryota, Viridiplantae, Streptophyta, Magnoliopsida, Malpighiales, Salicaceae. Gene Ontology annotation, biological process: xylan biosynthetic process. The record is from RefSeq and is a predicted model, not a curated record. Bases 170 to 1036 code for a protein of 288 amino acids.
CUCUCCCUCUUCCAGCUCAAACCUACUCAAAUAUAAUCUUACAUGCAGCUUCAAAACCUCAGAGUAUCCAAACCCCUUUUAUUUUUUAUUCCAUAUCUGAAAGGAGAAGAAACCUUUUUUGAGUUUCUCCUACUCUAUCCCAGAGAUCAAUCCAAAAGGGCUCGGAAAUAUGAGGCCUAAAAGCCAGCAAAUCUCCAUCCUUAAGCUGCUCCUCCUUGGUGUCUUCCUUGCUUUCUUCCUGCUUUUUGUGUUACGAUCAAGCAUGUCGCCUUCCCAGGAAAGUUCAUCUCCCAGCGCUCAACCAAAAACCUCAGAUUCCAUGAAAGAAGCUAGAGCAACAAAUUGCUCACAGGGAUGUAGUAAGGUCCCACGCUUCCUAACCCAAGCUCUCAUUCACUACACAACCUCAACCAUCACCCCACAGCAAACACAGAAAGAAAUAUCAGUGAGUGCCAAAAUUUUAGAAAAGAAGUCUCCAUGUAAUUUCUUGGUUUUCGGCCUCGGUCAUGAUAGCCUUAUGUGGAGUGCACUCAACUACGGUGGACGAACAGUUUUCCUUGAAGAAGAUGAAGCUUGGAUUGCGCAAAUUAAACGCCGGUUUCCUAUGUUAGAGUCUUAUCACGUGACAUAUGACAGCAAGGUGAAUCAAGCUAACAAUCUCAUGGAGGUAGGCAAGGGGCCUGAGUGCACAGCAAUUAGUGAUCCAAAGUUCUCUAUGUGCCAGCUUGCCUUGAAAGGUUUGCCUAGUGAAGUUUAUGAGAUAGAAUGGGACUUGAUCAUGGUUGAUGCACCAACAGGGUACUAUGAAGAGGCACCAGGGAGAAUGACUGCCAUAUACACUGCCGGAAUGAUGGCAAGAAACAGGAAAGAAGGAGAGACCGAUGUUUUUGUGCAUGAUGUGAACAGAGAGGUGGAAGAUAAGUUCUCCAAGGCACUUCUUUGUGAAGGAUAUAUGAAGAAACAAGUAGGGAGGUUAAGGCACUUUAUCAUUCCUAGCCACAGGGAUGCCUUGGACAGACCUUUUUGCCCAGAGUAGAUUCUUUUCUUUUCUUUUCUUUUUAAUCUCUUUUCCUAUGCAAUUUUUGUGCAUCUAAGAACAAACUUGGUAUCAUUUUCAAAGAACAUGCAUGGCUUCUGUUGAAUGUUGAGUAGGCAGCUAAAACCAAACUGGAAGUUUCUCUCCAUUGUGAUUGAAUUGAUAUUUGAUAAAUGGCAGAGCAUAAUAAGAAGGUACAAAGGAUUGAAGUUUCUCAA